Messenger RNA from Scutellospora calospora, 234 nucleotides. Lineage: Eukaryota; Fungi; Glomeromycota; Glomeromycetes; Diversisporales; Gigasporaceae. The record is from the annotation of a GenBank genome assembly.
UUACCUAAAGAUUUUUAUAAUUCAAAAUUAUCUUUGUUUUGUUCUGGUGAAGAUUUGUCAUUCUUUUCUAAUGAAGACAAUAAAAAUGAUAAUAUGAGAAGUGAUAAAGAUUAUAAAUCUAAGGAAGAGAGUGAAGAAAAGGAUGUAAUAAAUUUUGAUGUAUCUGAUAUAGAUAAUAGUUUAGAAGCCAAUAUCCAAAAUAUUAAUAAUGAAGUGCUGCGAAUUAUAUUAUAA